UCUUGUUGUAAUUCCGGCGCAUGCUUGAAGAAUCCGUGAGGCGCUUGUGCAAGCCAUUAAAAAUGAUGACGCGUUUCAAGAUGGCGAUACACAGGGUGUUGCGUUGUUUGUGUGUGUGAAAAAACAUUAUUUAUUAUUUUAUGAAUUUUAACCUUAAUUAUUCUUUGUGGUGGUGUUUUUUCGGCGUUUUGUGAAGGAAGUUUUCCAAUGGCAGAGACAGACGAAAAAGAAUUUCCAAUGGCAUUUUUCACACCUAUCGUUACAAUAAAUGAAACUCCCCCUCCAGAACCGUCUAAAACGCCGAAAGUGAAAAAGAUAAAGAUAAAAAUUGAAGGUAGCCAAGAAGGCGUCAUUUCAGGCGAAAUAAUAAAACCUAAACGUGGCAGACCUAAGAAGAUUGUCGUCGAUGACGAAAAAGAUCCAUCGUGGAUAGAAGAAAAACCUAAAAGAAAAAAUAAAUCACCUCAAUCGGAUUUCGUUAGGAAGAAAUCAACCAGAAGAAGAAAAACUGAUAUGAAGGAACCAGUGCGAGAUGCCGUAGCCGAAACAGUUGAAAUAAAAAAAGAACCUAAAGAUGACAGCUCCGAAAACGAAGUAGUAGAUAUUAAAAAAGAAGUUAAAGAAGAGCCCUCUGACUCUGUAGAACUGCCUGUGAUAGUACCGCUUUCCGAAGAGGAAUUCAAUGCUCUCAUGCCUAUGGAAGAAGAGAAAAAAUUCAAAUGUCCUUUAUGUUACAAAGAAAAACAGGACGCCACCGAAAGAUUUCCCAAAGAACUUAAACAGCAUUACAAAGAACGUCAUCCUGGUAAGAGACUUCGUCAAAGUAGAUUUUCCAACGAAGUGCAUCCGUGUGAUAUAUGCGGUAAGGAAUUCCGCACCCAUAGCGCCGUUAAAGACCACAUCGAAACCCACAACAAUUACUUCUACUGCGAAAUAUGCAACGCUUCCCAGAAGAAAAUUUUAGAUCACAUAAUCCAUUUAAGGAUUCAUUCCGAAGAAGAAAUGUUCAAUUGUCUAAUGUGCGACUAUCGCACGCCGGAAAUCAAUCAAAUAACAGAACAUAUUAACAACCACGAUGAUACUCUCAAGUACUGGUGCGACGCUUGCAAGAAAGGCUUCCAGAUUCUUCCUUGGUUCCAAGAACACGAUAACUAUCACACCGGUUUGAAACCAUUCGAUUGUGAAUUUUGCGGAAAAUGUUUCCUGUAUUCAAGGUACUUACACGCUCACAAGAUCAAUCUUCACAAAGACGAUAUGAACUGUCCUAGUUUGCACGAAUGCGUCAUCUGCAAAAAACAAUACCAACACAAGAACAGUCUCAAGUUACACAUGAAUUCCCACACCGGUAAUUUUUCAAUAUGCGAUAUUUGCGGCAAAAUGCUUUCCAGCAAAGAGAAACUCAAAUUCCAUAUUCGUAUCCAUACUGGUUACAAGCCAUACAGUUGUUCGUAUUGUGAUAAAUCGUUUACGAAAAAACCGAUACUCGUCGAGCAUACUCGCAUUCAUACCGGCGAACGACCGUAUAUUUGCGAUUAUUGCACCAAAGCGUUUUCGCAAAGAUCUAGUUUAGUAAUACAUAUGCGCGGACAUACUGGCGAACGGCCAUACGCUUGCCAAUUUUGUACUAAGGCUUUUGUUGCCAAGGCUAUGUUAAACAUACAUUUGAAGUCGUGUAAAGGUUUGAUAGUUAGGCAUGAUGAUUAUUAGAUCAUUUUAUAGCUGAGCAGAACUUUUUCUCUUUUUAUAUAUGUGUUAGCAGUAUUUUGUGAUUGUUUCAACUUGUAAAUAAUAAACAUUCCCGUUUAGUUAAAUAUUAGUUGUGGUGAAAAGGAAAAAGAAAAUAAUAUCUUAGUAUCUCGAAGAAUCGAAAUAGCUGUCGGUAUGAGGUGAGUUUUUGAUUAAAAUUUCUUAACGAAAAUAAUGUAUUUGGUGUAAAAAUAUGAUGAAAUGUUUCGGUUCAUCGGUAUUUGAUAUAAAUAGCCAUUCAUUCCGAAAGCGCAUUCAACAUUUAUUCGUAUAAAAAUAAAAAUUAAUAGGAAAAUUAAAACUGAAUGGGAAAAGUCCCUAUAUGUCUCAUUUCUGCCAAAAUAUUGAUUUAAGAUGAUAUUUCCAAAUAUUUUUUAAUCCCCUAACCGAAAGUAUCCCGGUCUUCCCGGUAAAUUUUGACGACUUAUAACCUAGGAGUGUUUUGGUUAUACAAAACCGUGCGUUUACGAAGUCUGGCUAUUAAAUAACGAGAAUGGUUACGAAAAACGGUUUUAUUAUAAAAAAUAUUCCACAUUCAAAUGCUUUCCUUCAAUAUACUCCCCUCCCCUCACCACCAACCUUUCCAUACGUUUUUUCCAUUAAUCGAAGCAGUGCUGGAAGUCUUUGGCCAUUUUUUGCCUUACCGCUUCCAUUGACUCAACUCUGGUCUCUUUUAAAACAGAUCUUUUUCUAACCUUUCAAGGAAAUCUGAGCAGACCCGCUGAUGCAAAAGCUUUUUGUCAUAUGCAAUUCCUCAUCUUAAAUUUUUCUAACCGUUUCAUUAUCGGCGUUUACAGCAUGGGUAAUCAUUCGGAUGCUCAUUCGACGAUCUGCACGCACAGUUUGGUAGAUUUUGGUCACUGUUUCCGGAGUUGAAACAGUCACAGGGCGACCUGGGCGCUGGUCAUCUUCAGUGCUCUCUAGGCCUUCACGAAAGCGCUUACACCACUUAAAACACGCGCACGAGAUAGAGAAUUGUCCCCAUAGGCCUCUAGCAAUAAUUUAUAGUACUCAGUCGGAGUUUUUUUCAAUUUAACGAGAAAUUUGAUAUUGAUACGUUGCUCCUGUUUUUCGUCACACAUGGUUUUCGCCCGUCUAGGGCGCCCUCUAGGCGCGCAGUCUCCUUAUUUAAUAGCCAGACCUCGUACAUCCAAAAAGUUCAACUUCCUAGUUUUGAACUUAUGCAGCUUUCAUCUGAACGUAAGUUUUAUCAAAAAAAUUUGUCUGGCUCAAAUGGUUGGUCUUACAUUAUGUACGGCGAUUUAUUGAAAAACUUUUUACCAAAUAUAGGCAUAAUGGACUUAUUUUUUAUUUAUUUAAUUUCAAGUCACAGCUUACAAAUAUUAUGAAGCUGGAUUUGUGCAAGAUGUGUUUGCUAAGAAAAUGAAAAACGACUUACCCGUUUCAAAGGGACUUGCACAAAUUCUCGCAUUAUUUAAAAAGUGAUCGCUUAAAAUUUCAUCCUCUUCAACGCCCGUAUCCAACAUUCACGUCGUUCUUUGGCUAAUGUCAUAAUUUGUUCUCCUUUUUGUAAACUUUUGGGAAUCUUAAAAAAACGAACUUGGUCUCUGCUAGUAACCCACGAUUGCACAAAACCCCGGUAUUUUCACAUAAAUCCACUUCAUAUGAAAUAAUAUAUUUCUUACCAAAAGUUUUGUAAUCUCAAGGUUACUUUUCAACAUAAAUCUCCAAAAAGACAUGGACAAGUUUUCCAGUGUCCACUUCCAAUAAAGUUGCCGCCAAUUCAUUCAAAUGUGGAUUGACGUUGUCUUUAGUCUUUAUUUGUUUGGAAGCGAUGUCCCUUCUAGUCAAGUUUUUAGUUCUGGAAAAAGGUGCUACGUCAAAAGGAGUUGUUAUUUUUCAUCAGCAGUGUAUGGACGAGCGUUGUUAUAGAUUAGCUCUCUUUCAGAGAUCAUCAUUCCGGAACAGUCGUUUCACAAUGAACAACUUCAAUUCACUUGGUGGGGGAAACAAUAACGGCAGCCAUGUUUACUUGGCGGUAGCACAACGCAGAUUAACACUUGUUGGCAAUAGCACACUGUGUAGUAUGAGAGAUGCUUGUCGCUUUCUGCUAUUCAGAGCGAUCGUAGGUUGAAAAAAAAACGACAUGCGUAUAUCUGGGAAUGAAUUAAUAAAGGAUGUUUUAAUAAAUCCAACGCCAUCUAUAGAUCGAAAAGCGCAAAAACUGAUUUGAAAGUCUACUUCUCAAUGUUUGCACUGGUUGCAGUAACCAACUAUUUCUAUUUAUAUUAUUGUUUUGCAUUAAUUGCUUAAAACAAUUAUUUUUAUUGUAUGUUCCUUAUUUAUUGUUCCUGUUAUUUAUAAUUUUAAUGGCCGCACAUAUGCAACACUAAAUCAUUUUCUUUGUACUAUCAUAUAUAAUAUAAUCACCUUUGUGUCUUGGGCAUUCAACAUCUGGUGCGGUACUCCUGUUUGCAAGUGUUAUGUCGUACCCAUAUCAGUGGCCCAAUGAUCAUCCUUAGCUGAUUUCUUUCGGGUUGUACAAGACUGUCUCUCAUUACCUUGGAUUACCCUCUGCAGAGUGUUUGGGUGUAUCGCAUGUCAGUGGUUAUCAGUUGUCUAGUCAGAAAGCUGUCUUCAGCUCUUCUCUAAUGAAAUCUUCAGGUAUGAAAAUUACCCUUCUAUUUCCCUGAUCUCCAAGCAUUCAAUACGUUUCUGUACCAUCUCCAGUUGAUAACCACUGCUUUGAAACACUCGAAAGCUUGUCGGCUGUUCGCAUCAGAUAUAAUUGUGCUUGUCCCCUGCUUGAAAGAUUGUGGAUUAUAGUAUCCACCGUUGCUUCUGCCCCCAGUUGUUAUAUUAUCAAACACGAUGCGUUUCGAUUCUUACAACUACUUAUCUAUGACUAGAUGUUUCACGCUCUAAACACUACCACUUUGUGGGUCAAAUAUUUGAUUCGUGUAUGUUGCAUUGAAUAAUUGUCAAGAAAUUUUACCACGUAGGAUCUUUGAUUUGAUCACUUCUUUAAUUUAAGAUAAAACUGGAAAGUACUGGACAAAUAAUUUCAAGCUCUCCAACUUCUCGCAAUGUAAUACAUCAACUAUCCACAGUUGCGUUCACACGUUUAUAUGAAAAUGAAAAUUUAAUUAUAAUUUAAAUGUGUGAUGAGGAACCCAUGACUGAAAGCAUCAUUGCAACAUGCUAUACUAAAAUUUAGUUGGUAAUAUGUGAUUGAGGAGUAGCUCGUAGCUCACACAUGUUCUAUGAGAUUGAUCUGUGCUGGCUUUAGCAUAACAUCAAUUGAAUCAAUUGCGAGUCCAGAAGUAUCUGGAAGAUCAUCAACGUUAGCACCUACAGCUGUUGCUUAUGGAAUGACGAUUGUUUGAACCAUAGUUGUACUGCCUCGGCAAGAAUGUAUUUUCUAGAUAAAGAGGAACUCUUAAAGCGCUUUUGGCACGUAGGUUGCGUUAAUACACUCUUCCACUUGUGAACCUCUUGAAGUGUAAUUUGAUGUUAUAUUUUGAUGAGUACCUUCUAAAUUUAAUUGCAUAAAACGGUUUUUAUCUCGGGGUAUGAUUCAUAUGUCUUUUCGUGAUGUAAACGUGAAAUAACACGAGUCAUAUGCCUUCUUGUCACUAUGUAUACAUUGGAUGUUUUUAAAAUCUUUUAACAAGAAUAUCUAUUUUGACGUGAUUUAGUGUUGUUAAAUGCCAUCUCGAAGUAUUUAUUACUUAUUAUUUAUUAUCAAGUAUCGAAGCUGAGGAAAUAAAUUUUUAAUAACGUAGAUAAGUAGAAAAGAAACGCAUUUUCUAUUCUGCUUUGAUAUUUGUAAAUCUCAGUACCUAAGAGUGUAAUAUACUUAAACAAAAUAUUUAUUGAUGUUGUAAAUCUAAUUGUAUUAGAAAAUGUGUAAUUCAAUGUGCGAAAAUUAUUCGUGUGGACGUAGAUACUUAUUUAUUUACCAAAUAUUGAUUUCUAUAAUUUGUAUAUAUAAUGAUAGCUGGUUAGGUAAAUGUUUACGUGUUAAAAAAAUUGAAUUGCAAUCUCUUCUUACCAAAGGAAUUUGCUUAUACAGCUAUUACUUUUAGAAACAUAUUUUACACAUUAAACAUUCCAAUUAUGCUAUUCCGUUUCCAUUGUGACGUGUAUCUUUCACAUCUCGAGUUUACAGUACAUCUGUUGCCGAAGAAAUUUCAGCUGUUGCUGACCAUAUAUAAUAUGGUAUUUUCAAAAAAAUAAUUAGAUUUUUAUCAGCUCUAAUUUCCGAGUUUCAGAGUUGCAGCUAUGUAGGUAUAAAACAGAAAAAACUUGAUUAUAGAGUUCUGAAAUAUUUGACGUAUCAGAGACCCAGAAACUCUGGUAGCGCUUUUCCAUGAGGCUUUAUUCAUACCUCAUAAAUUCUCCUCAUAGAGGAAGUGGAGCUUCAUGCUCAUAUGACAACCUAUAUUUUUUAAUUGUAGCGGAAAUUUUGCAGAAACGAAAGCUGUUCAAUUAUAGAUUUUCUAAAUUGAGUAUCUUUCGUAAGUUAUUUAAUUUGGAGACCAUCAAAAAUACUGGAUUCAAUCUUUUCCAGGAUUUCCAGGAAAUUUUUGGCAAAUAUAAGAAAAACAGUUUUAUGAUGCCUGGUUUUAUAUGUACUGGUGGAAGGAUAAUUUUGUCACGAGUCACCCUUGAAUCCUGCACUGAAGUUUUCUUUCCAGGCUCAAUAUUUUUUUUAAGGGACAAGUUCUGGUCACCCAAUGCUCUUGUCUAGCUCUACUAUCCCAAAGACGCUCAUUUUUAUCAACAAGUUUUUGAUAUCAUAGAGUUUUCUUCGGAAAAUUAAUACGUAAUUCUUCAAUCUCCCAUAUUAAAAAUUUAUUUGAAUGUCUUUCAGUCGUGAUGCUAAUAAUUCUAAACCUCGUUCAUAAUCUAUUACAAGACUAUCUAAUUUAUUUUGGGUGGAUCAUUUUGGUCCAUUCAGAUACCUCCAAAAUCAGCAUCAUUUUUUGAUGAGCUUUGUCCUUCAAUAUCUUGUUCUAAGGGUUCGGAUAUAUUUUUAGGCUCUAAAGAAUCAGGUGAGCGCUGCAGUAGCCAUUUGACACAACUAGUACUGGGAUACUUUCAUUUGGCUAGAUUUUUAUUGUUCAAACCGAGACCAUUUCGUGGUUCUCGCCAAAUUGGAAUUCACUUUAACCACUUUUCCAUAAUCUUAAAUAUUCCAUAUACGACUUAGAAACACAAUUGGAAGUCCAAGACUCAUCAUUUUUAUACAAGAGCUUCCCAAAAUACUCAAAAUAGGUAUUUUCCACAAACAGAAAAAUAAUGAAAUCAAAAACAGAAUAACUGGAGCUGUUUUUAAAAUAGUUGAAGGUCGAUUUCAACAACAAUAUUCGCGGCAACAGAUUAAAAAGUAAAUUUUGUAAACUAGUAUUAACUAUAUUUUGGUAAAGUUCUUUAAUGACAGCUGCAAAUUUGUACAAUUUUCAAGUUCAUUUGAUUAAAAAAUUCCCAACAAAUAUUUUUACUCUUUGACAUAAAAACCCAGUAAAAAUUAUGUCUUUGAUACUUUCUACUACUGAUAUUCACACGUUUCCUCAUGUGUCUAGAGAUACCCUAAAUAAGGUGAUCGGUAUAUACUGGAUUUAUUAUAUUUCAUCCCCUCUAUCUCAUGUAGGAGAGUCAUCGAAGUUUUCAGAGGGCGCUGUGAAUUUUUUUUCUACGACAGAUUUUGCUAUUACAUAAAUUUCUCAAUCUUGGUGGCAAAUUGGCACCAUUGGAGGGAGCGACAGCAAUGUUUAUGUGACAGAUCUCAACGGGAAAUGACCUCUUGGAAUCGCCAGUGACAACGCGGUUCAUUAGGGAAGAUGCGCCGUCUCCUACUACGCACAACAAUCUCCUGCUGUAUUCCUGGCUAUCAUACAGUGCAAUCGUUGUGAAAAAACAACCCUCGUAUGUUUAUAUAUAUAUAUAUAUAUAUAUAUAUAUAUAUAUAUAUAUAUUGAAAUGAAAGAAGCAUUUGACAUUUACAAAGAAAUAAACACUUUAUAGUCUUUAAUUGUCUUUCCCCUAUUAUUGUUUUGAUAAAAUUUUGACUGAUAAGAAUUAUACAAAUUUGCGGCUUAUUACUUUGAAUCUCUUAUUGUCUCCAAUAUUUAAAUUUAAAUUGUUUUUUGGCGUUUUUCGAUAUACAAUUGAUUUCGAAACAAAGGAAAUCCAGAUCUGACAGAUAAGAAGCACAAUUUUUUCAAAAUAUAGUUAUAGUUACAUUGAUUAGAAACAAUUUUUUGUUUUUAUCAUGUGAUAACUAUAUCAGUUCCAGCAUAUAUGGUAGCUAUUGAAUUUGAUAGUACGUCCAUUAAUAAAAG
Messenger RNA from Diorhabda sublineata, 8054 nucleotides. Its product is annotated as gastrula zinc finger protein XlCGF26.1-like. Gene Ontology annotation, cellular component: nucleus. NCBI's taxonomy places the organism in Eukaryota, Metazoa, Arthropoda, Insecta, Coleoptera, Chrysomelidae. Gene Ontology annotation, molecular function: RNA polymerase II transcription regulatory region sequence-specific DNA binding; DNA-binding transcription factor activity, RNA polymerase II-specific. The record is from RefSeq and is a predicted model, not a curated record. Gene Ontology annotation, biological process: regulation of transcription by RNA polymerase II. Bases 208 to 1707 code for a protein of 499 amino acids. The transcript has 2 exons.